CCAAACCAGUCCCAACCCCACCCUUCCUUUUUUUCUCACUUUCGUCUGCUCCUACACACACCCACCACUAACAGAUAUUACUUUACUUUCAUUUAUAUCACUCUCCUCCUCAAGUGCCCCUAACCCCCCCUUCCCCCACACACACCAUUAUUGUUUGUACAGAAAAAAGAAAACCCAAAAACCAAAAGUACAAACCCACAAGGCCGAAGGCCUGUUCUCUCUUCCAAUGUCCCCAGCAAACCCACCGCGCUUCACCAUCUUCCGCUGCCGCUCCACUCCCUUCUCCCCCUUCCCGCCCAUACCCGACCCGGCCCCGUCCCCAGUCCAGUCGUCAUUCCUCCCAACCCGAACUCCAUAUCCCCCUGCUGCUACAAUCCCUGCAUUCCCAGAACAAUCUGACAUAGCCGGGUGCCCGCUCCACCUCCCAAAUGAGCUCUUUCACGGCAUAAAGUCCGCAUGCUCCGCCACAAAAGGCGACUCCUUAGGGAAGCUGCAGCACAGCAGGUGCUGCCCUGUGCUUGCGGCGUGGCUUUAUGAUGCCUACUCUGCCACCGCCCUCGGCGGAGGCGGCAAAGUGGGCCCAGCAGCGGCGGGGCACACGCAAACCCACAUUGACCCGCCAUUGCUGCCAGAUGACUCAGAAACUUGCGUUCAGGACCUGGGCGAGGCGCUGAAAACCAGAGGAAUAGAACUGAUCAAGCCAAAUGAGACGUGUGAUGUGGUGUAUUGUUAUUGUGGGAUAAGAUUGCACCCUUUGAGUUGUCCUGAGGCAUUUUCAGUGAACCAAAGGGGGAAACUUGUUGGGGAUGCGAGCGUGAAGCGGUUGGAGAGAAAUUGCUUGAGCAGCAGUGGAUUUCCGGGUCUUGGUGGCUGCUCCAAAUGCUUAAAAAGCCUCCACCUUCUUAACAAGAAGAAGACUUUCAAUUCAAGCAAAUUAGAGGACAGGACCACCAAAAUGCACAACAAAGAUUGUCAGCUGAUGGGUCUCACAUGGCUACUUGCUAAGAAUCGAACGGCUUACAUCCACACAGUUACAUCUGUGUUCCGGGCCAUCAUGUUAAGCGCCGAUGGCUCCGAUCCUCAAUCAUGCACUCUCAACAGUGAUGGAAUGCCUCUAGCCGUCGAUUCUUCUGAAAUAUCUGAUAAUUCCUCAUCCAGUAUCCUUGCAGCUUCCAUCUCUCUCUGCGUCAUGUCACUUUCUUUGUUAUUUGUGCAGCUUACCCUAUGCUCCAUCCAAAGUUAGUUCAGGGCUAAGCAGGUUGCUGUUCAAAAAUUUGUGAACCGUGGUCCAUCAGAUUUGUGUAUUCUUUUGUACUCUGUAACUGUUCUACGUUUUAUGACAUGACCAAUUGCUUGCCCUAUGCAUUGGAUA
Prunus mume (Japanese apricot) is the source of this 1372-nucleotide messenger RNA. RefSeq names its product GPI-anchored protein. Lineage: Eukaryota; Viridiplantae; Streptophyta; Magnoliopsida; Rosales; Rosaceae. The record is from RefSeq and is a predicted model, not a curated record.